This is a messenger RNA of Spea bombifrons (plains spadefoot toad), 1218 nucleotides long. RefSeq names its product small integral membrane protein 18 (gene SMIM18). Bases 306 to 596 code for a protein of 96 amino acids. The record is from RefSeq and is a predicted model, not a curated record. NCBI's taxonomy places the organism in Eukaryota, Metazoa, Chordata, Amphibia, Anura, Pelobatidae. The transcript has 2 exons.
ACGCUGCCAAAGGAGGGUAUAUCUAUAUUUUUGAAGGUUCAUUUGUAAACCUUUGAUUCAAUACGUCAUGAAACAAGGAAGCGUCCCCCUUUCUAGCAGCUUCCCCUGUGGAGCGAUCAGUGUUUUGGGUGGAGGGGAGGGAUGGUAAUAGAGCACGGAGCACAGACGGCUGGCUGCAUUCCCUCCUAUCCAAUGGGAACGGAGCUCCAUCUCAACAGAACUGUGCUGAGCAAUCGAGUGCGAACGGCGAGCGCAGACCCCGACAGCUCGGCACACGACAAGUUACUCUAGGAGUCCUUACAAGGAUGGCGUCUAACGGCUCUUGGACAAACGAGACAAGCUUGAUCCAACAGCAGCUUGGCUUCCAAGUACAAAGGAUCUAUCCGUUCCAUGAUGGUUGGAAUACGGCUUGCUUCGUUAUUCUGGUGCUGUUCAUCCUGACUGUGCUGUCUCUGGUAUUGCUGGCAUUUCUCUACGAGAUGUUGGACUGUUGCUGUUGUACCAAGCAUAAGACAGUCAAGGACCUGGAGGACGAGCCAAAUCCUGUCAGAGCUCUGAUGAGCAGUAUGAGGAAACGGAAGACUGAAGUGGUAUAAAGCCAUCUGUUUGAAAGCUGGGGGAGUCAUGGUCCUCCACGCUCCUAAAAGGACAAUCUAUGAGCAGAGUUCAUGUCUUCUCUGCAUAUGGGCGCCAUAUUCUUUGUAUUUAACUGGUUGUCUGUUGCUGAAAGAAAAACACCAUCCUACUUGACUUCACUAGUUACUCUUCCUAUUUAUUUUGCAAGCUACGGUAUGGGAAUAGGAUGUUUCAAUUUGCUACAACAAGUAUUCAGAGCCUGUUUUCUGCAGAUAUUUUAAAUUUAAGUAUCUCAUGCCUGCCCUACUGACAAAAUCCUGCAUUAUUGGGUUGAAAGAGAAAACCUAGAGAAGUAUUUAGUACCAGGCUUAGCACUUUAAAUAAAACUUUGCUGUCAAUUACUUUGCUUCCUUUAGAAGAGUAACUCACAUGUUGGCUCUGUAUCUAUUCCAGAUACCAAUCAGGUUAUGCAUCUACAAAAUGUACAGUUGCUACUUUGUACAUGAAGUCUUUAAGACGGUGAAGAAAAUAUAUUACACUUAACUUUGAGUGGAGGUUACCAGGAUGAGCAACAAUGAAUUCAUGAACAGGUCAUUAAUGUUUACAAUGUCAAUAAAAAAAGCACAUUGUGUUGAGUGAGAA